AUGGCUGAGGCUAUUGCGGCUAUUGGCAUUGUAGCCUCCGUCGUACAGCUUGCAGACUUCGGAUUUAAGCUCAGUGUCAAGCUCUUUACUUUCAGCAAGGCUGUUUCUAGCGCAGAUACUUCCAUUCAGGAAAUCUCUAAUGAUGUCUCUCUUACUUCCACGGUGUUGAAUGAGCUCUGUCAGAUCCUUCAAGCCGAUGAAUCGCAUGUUGUUUCUGAGAAUGCACUUGAGGCCACGAGGCAAACUGUCAAAGAAUGCAUGUCUAUUUUUGAGCAACUCGAUUAUGCAUUGGAUAGGAGUUUGAGAAAUCUAGGGAUGUUAGAGGAUAAGGGGAAAGCAAAGCGGGGCAGAGUAGCUCUUGAGAAACUGAAAUGGCCCUUCAAGCAAAACAAAAUGGAGCUCUUAAGAAGCAACUUGGACAGGUUGAAGGCUUCACUGGCAUUGAUGCUUCAAGUAUUAAGCUAUGCUAGGGACAUUUCGAGCCGAAAGGCCGCCGAUUCCUCUUUUGCCUACCAAAAGCAUCUCAUCGAGAGUCUUGCUCGCUCGGAGCAAGAGACCAAGCGCAGAUAUCAUGCCCUACAAAUGUCGAUAGAAAGCGCGAAUUCUUCAAGAGGCUUGAAUGCAUUCAUAACCACGUCGGUACUUGUCACCGGAGCCUGUGGCAUGGACCCGAUAUCUCAGUCAUCUGAGACUCCAGCCGUCCCUGCUAUUAAGCAUCAAACUCUCAUAGGGGAGCUUCUUCUGUGUUUCCAACUCCUUAAUGAUGUACUUGGACACCAUCUAGCCGCCUCCAAACUUAGCGAGUUGUCUUCCCUGGGUUACGAACAACUACGGCUUACGUUAGAGAGGAUCCAUACUGAAGAGAUAAACCGACUCAGCGAAGAUUUUGCAAAUGCCUCAAAUGAUGCCAAGGCCGAAGCCGUUGAAAACCUCGAAGCUCGACUGAAGGAAUUGGCGAGAGCUGGGAUUCUGAAGGGAGAGAAGCAAAAUGAAAAUGUGGCGGACGGGAAUCAAAACACCACAGAGGCUUCAAUCCCACAGAUAUCAUCACCAAAGCACAACGUACGGAGUUAUUCCGCCUACGAGCCUUUCAUCGAUACGCCUGUUGCGAAAUCGUCAAACGUGACUAUCUUUGAUAGCCUUUUCCCCACUCCAUCUACGCCAGAUGGAUCUCAGUUUAAACAAGGAAAGGCACCUGGUCUCUCCGAGAUUCCAACAGAGGAACCGUCCACGACCUUCUUCAGCGACUUCGAUGUUGAGGAAGGAAUCGCUGCUGAAGCUAUGAGACUCGCCGAAGAACAAGAAGUUCGGCAGUAUGAAAGCGAUGGGAGUGAUUUCAAGGGCAUCGAUCUAUAUCAUGAUAAUCAUAUUUCGCAUGGUAUGGAUCCAGAGCAGGAAGGAAGCUUAGUCGUCGAGGAUCUUCUGUCUAAAUGGACGACUCUGUCCCCUACAAUUUACUGA
Molecule: messenger RNA, 1461 nt
Organism: Lachnellula hyalina
Lineage: Eukaryota; Fungi; Ascomycota; Leotiomycetes; Helotiales; Lachnaceae
Exons: 2
Coding region: 1-1461 (486 amino acids)
Biological process (GO): regulation of DNA-templated transcription
Source: RefSeq, a predicted model, not a curated record